AUGGAAGACUACCAUGAUGAGGGGAGUGGAACCUCAACCCAGCACGUUAUCGUGAUAGAGUCUGCAGAUGCAGAGGCUGAAGAUCCUGGUGUCAAGCUAGAGAGGUCUGAAGGAGAGGAAGACCCAAGGCACAGCAGACACAUCCAAACUGGAACGGCUGAAGCGCCCCAUGUAGACAGAGAAGACCCCACCGCCCCAGCACAGCCAAGGACCCGACGCAGCAUCACGGAGGAGGAGGAGGGUCCAGAGGUGCUGCUGGUGAAGGAGGAGGGGUGUGAGGAGGGUCUGGGGAACCCUGAGGGGACCAUGGUCAUGGAGGACAACCUGACUACACCUCCUCCUGAACCCACAGAGGAACCAACUAAGCAGCACAGGACCAAACACAGUCUCACUGAGUCAGUAGACAUGGAGGAUGGGAAGCCUGAUCUGCUGAUAGUCAAAGAGGAGACAAUAGAAGACAUAUCAGAGAGCACUGACCUGCUGAGUGGACUAAAGAUGGGGGAGCAAGGUGGUUGGCUAGAGGCUAACAGAGGAGUCUGGGUGUCCAUCUUAGAUUCCCAGACCGGUGCAGCCAAGAUCCCAGGGGAUGACAUCACUGAGCAGGCCAGGACCAGAUGCAAAAUAGUGGAGGUCAGCGGAUGGGACAGCGUCCUCAACUCUGGGCUGGGGAACAACACUGUUAACCGCAAUCAGAAACAGACUGUGGAACACAAAACAACAUCUGAACUUAGUCUCCAUGACAACAGACUGACUGAGACCAGGGCGAGGCGUAGAUUUGGUCUGCGAGCACGGGGAGGUGUCCGUAUUCAGCUGGAGAGAACAGACACAGAGUUGGUUAGCGAUGCUCCCUCCUGCUCCUAUAGUUGUGAUUCAGAGAGACUGAUGGCACCUCCGGUUAACCCCAUAACAGGUGCUGCCUUCAACCUGCCUUCUAUAGGAUCUAUCAACUGGAACAUGGACCCUGUGACAACACAGACACUCCCUGGCCUUCGUCCUCCUCACACUCUCCUGAUGUUAAACCAGACCACAGACAAUGCCAGUGCCUCAAUACUAAAUGGCUACACAAGCCCAUUGACAAAUGACAUGGGUAGUAACGCUAUCAGCAGAUCCAGUGGCAAAGAGAAGCGCUUCCUGUGUUCGUUCUGUGGGAAAGCCUUCAGUUUCCCUAAACAGGUGGAGAUCCACCAGAGGAUGCACACGGGGGAGAAACCGUUCAGCUGCCAUCUGUGCCGGGCUAGUUUCUCCCACUCGUCCAGCCUGAAGAGGCACCAGAUGGUCCACACAGGGGUGAAACCCUUCAGCUGUACCCAGUGUAAUAUGCGCUUCGCCCAGGCUGGUGACCUGAAGAGGCACCAGAGGGUCCACACAGGGGAGAAACCCUUCAGCUGCCCCCAGUGUGAGAAGAGGUUCACCCGUCAGAACCAGCUGAAGAUGCACCUGAAAGUCCACACGGGAGAAAGGCCGUUUGCCAAUACGCACUGCAGGAAGAGGUUCUCAGAGAGGAGCUACCUCAGGAUACACCCGCAGAAAAACCAUUCCACUCUAUAACAUAGAAAGUAACCAUUCCGCUGGAUAGCUUCUGAUAUGUUGAUCAAACCCUGCAAAAAGACAAAGAUGAAUUUUCAUUGUUGUCAGCAGAAAAGACCCACAGAUGCAGAUUUCAGUGUUGAAUAUUCUUUGGGAGAAUAUUUCAUCCAGACAUUGUGUGAUAUAUAAGGCAUAUAUAAGCCUAAAAAGCCUACAUAUUGUGUUUGUAUUGUGUAGGCUAUAUGAUGUUCACAAAUACCUAUUUCUUUACUUCUAUUAAACUACCCCCCAAUACACUUUUAAUGAGAAAGUGAAUGCGGUUUAUCAAGUUAAUGCAGAGUUUUAGUUGAGAUGUGUGGUUUUCAUAUGGUGUAUUUACAACUGGUUUAUGUUAAAUAAACACUGACUUUUCA
Messenger RNA from Salvelinus namaycush (lake trout), 1940 nucleotides. Its product is annotated as PR domain zinc finger protein 10-like. The record is from RefSeq and is a predicted model, not a curated record. Lineage: Eukaryota; Metazoa; Chordata; Actinopteri; Salmoniformes; Salmonidae. The transcript is spliced from 6 exons. Gene Ontology annotation, molecular function: DNA-binding transcription factor activity; RNA polymerase II cis-regulatory region sequence-specific DNA binding. Gene Ontology annotation, biological process: regulation of transcription by RNA polymerase II. Bases 1 to 1548 code for a protein of 515 amino acids.